GAGGCGUGCGGCGUGACGUCAGUGCGGCUGCUGUCAGUCAGACAAAGACAGUCAGUCAGUCAGGGCGAGUCUUCCUCGCAACAUCACAUAAACUAUCAUCUUCAUAACCUGACAGAGCGCAUUAAAUGAUCUGCUGCGCUGAGAUUCUGUGUAGUUUCCUCAUUCCAGAAUGUCUCACUACACAGAUGAGCCACGCUUCACUAUCGAACAGAUCGACCUGCUGCAGAGACUGCGGCGUACAGGUAUGACCAAACCCGAGAUCGUGCACGCGCUGGACACCCUGGAGCGGCUCGACCGCGAGCACGGGGACAAGUUCGGCCGGCGCGGCCCGUUGGACUCCAACGCCACCAACAGCACCACCUCCAGCACUACACCCACCUCAAAUAACACUAGCAACGCCAUCAUGGCGUCCUCCUCCACCACCUCCACAUCAACGCAAACGCAGUUCCACGGUAAUUUAUCGCCAUCGCCCAGCAACAGUUACGCCACGUCUCCACCUGCCGUCUUACCUUCGCCGGUCUCGCUGGUCGCAAUGGCGCAGAAUGGGCGGGACGCUUUGGCGGCGACGCCCAAUGGGAAGCUGUCGCCAAACCGUUACCCAGUGAACAGUGCGGCGGCGGUGAGAUCGUACGGGCUGGAUGGCUCAGAGGAGGACCUGGAUAUAGAUGACAAGGUGGAGGAGCUCAUGAGGCGGGACAGCACCCUGGUGAAGGAGGAAAUCAAAGCCUUUCUGGGCAACAGACGUAUCUCACAAGCCGUGGUGGCUCAGGUCACAGGCAUCAGUCAGAGCAGAAUCUCUCACUGGCUUCUCCAGCAGGGCUCAGAUCUCAGCGAACAGAAGAAACGAGCUUUCUAUCGCUGGUACCAGCUGGAGAAGACAACGCCAGGUGCCACAUUAAAUAUGCGGCCCACCCCUGUAUCUCUGGAUGAGAUGGAGUGGCGCCAGACUCCGCCCCCCAUAAGCUCCGCCCCCGGAAGCUUCCGUCUGCGCCGAGGCAGUCGAUUCACCUGGAGGAAGGAAUGUCUCGCUGUGAUGGAGAGCUAUUUCAGUGAUAAUCAAUAUCCAGAUGAAGCCAAACGAGAAGAAAUCGCGAAUGCCUGCAACGCUGUUAUUCAGAAGCCAGGAAAGAAGUUGUCUGACUUGGAAAGAGUCACAUCAUUGAAAGUCUACAACUGGUUUGCCAACCGGCGCAAAGAGAUCAAGAGGAGGGCCAAUAUUGGGUCUUUUUUCCAAGAAGCCACAAUCUUGGAGAGUCACGGGAUCGAUGUACAGAGUCCUGGAGGACACUCCAACAGUGACGACAUCGAUGCUAACGACUACAACGAGCAGGGUUGUGAUGUUACCUAUUUUGAAAAGAGAGGUGUGAACAGACCCUUUGGUUACUACCGUCUGGAGCCCACCUCACCAACACAGGAUGAUGCCGGCAAUCACGCAGACCACCAGGACCCCAUCUCUCUCGCCGUGGAGAUGGCAGCUGUCAAUCACAGCAUCCUCGCCCUGUCCCGUCCGGGAGGCGUGGCCAGUGAAAUCAAGACAGAGUCACUGGAUGAUGACUGAGGAAGACCGCGGGACGAAGAGGAUCAAUGAGUGUGUGUGUGGACGUCUGCAGACGUGUUUGUGGAGCAAUGACCAAAUCAAGAGCUCUGUCUCCAGCUUUUAGAUUUCAAUAUCGCCUGCCAUCGACACACCUGCUGAACCAAUAAACACACCCAGAGUCAACGACACACACUCUUGACAGGAACUAAUAAGUGGAAGGUCGUUCCACAAUGUUUGGCUCUUAUUUAAGCCUCCCGAACCCUUGCUGACCCAAACCUCGUACCUCAUUCCAGUAACUUGUAUAAUGCUUGAUGUGCUUCCUGUCUGUGUGCUCCAGUGACCCUCAUUCUCACAGAUAAGCUAAAGGCAGAUGCAGAUAUCUCCUCCAUUCCCACUACAGAUGCUCUCAGUUAACAGGUUUCUACUUUACUUUUGUCACCGAUUUCAUCAAACAGCAAUUGAGUGAAUCUCAUGAAAACCAUCAAGAACACAUUUCACAACAAAAUGAAAGGGAAAUUAAUGUAUUUUACAUAAAAUAAAUAGACUGUAGAGGUUUGUAUGCACAUUUUAAAGCACAUUUUAAUCUCCCAAAAUGCUGAAAAUUGUCAUUAAAAUUUAAAGCGUUUAUGGUUUUAAACUUACUGUAUGCUGACUUGAAAAAUAAUAAUUUAAAAAAUAUAUAUUAAAAUUAAAUUUUGAGGGAAAAUGUGCGUAAUUAAAAAAUAUCUUCAAAAUGCAACAUAUUAUUUUCCUUUUGGUUUGUGGAUGAAAUAAACCUGGAUAUAUAGUGAGAUUUAUUCAAUUAUUUUUGAUUUGAAUCAUGUUCAAAUGCAGGGGGGUUGAAUUAUAAUUGUAGUGAAACUUGAAAGAUGUGGUUACAUAACCACCAAAGCUCAAGUCUCCUGGACUCUAAAUGAACCUGUAUAGAGAGACUUAAGUCGACAGGACGGCUAGUUUUUAUUUUUAUUUUAAAAGUGUCGAGCAUUACCCAAAGUGAAUUUGGAUUAAAGCGUUAUUCUUAUGUUUGCAUUUAUUUACAUGCAGAGAUUUCACACAAAGUGUCAAGACCGAAGCAUCUGCUCUCAUCGUGUUGAAUAUUAAAUACGUCAACGUGAAAUAUCAUUCCACUAAAAUUUUGGCUCAAGUUGAACGCUGUCAGAAUUAUAACGUGCAAACUCCCACGAAGCUUUAUUAUUAUUAUUAUUAUUAUGAAAUGACAUCAGAAUUUCCGUGUUAAUUAUUGACGAAAGACUGACUGAUAAAUGUUUGUUCUGCUGCCACAGAGCUUCGAGAGUCUGAACUCUCAUCUAACAUAAGCUUGGUUCCAAAAUGUAGCUUUUUUUAAUUAAAAAAAGGUUCUAAGAGAACUUUAUUCUCUCGCCGGGCUUCAUUCAUUGAAACGAGCAGCACGAAUGAUUCGUAGAGCCGUUCUUACAUUAAUGAUCACAAAAUCAAUGCAACCCUUACCUAAAGUGACAAAUUACUUAAGAAUGGUUUUACAAACAGCUAAACAGAAAUUGCUUCUGCGCGUCUAAUGAAUGAAGCCUCUAAUCUUUCUCUAUCUUACUGUGUACAAUUGAUAUUUAUGAAAUGCCAAUUUGUGUUUAAUAAUAAUAAUAAUUCAAGAUUCUUUUUUUAUUUGAUUGUUUUACACCGUUUUUAUGUUUUACGUUCAGAGCAGUCUCCUGAAGCGUGUCUGAUUCAGAUCAAGCGCCCCCUUCACUCAAGAAACCUUUUUUUCCUACUGUAAGUUUGUUAUAUCUUAAACAUUGCAGCGAUACACAAAAAAGGUCAUUUUCGAAUGGCGUAAUGUUCAAAUGUGUUCAGUUGUCCACGUUUGUGUUAUUACAGCAUCUUUGUACGUGCCAAACUGCAGGAUUAUGUCAAGUACUGACAUUUAAAUGAUCUAUAACAGCAACAUACAGAUUCUGCAAUUCUACAAGUAACUCGUUCUGUUGUCUGAAGUGUUUAGAGCAACGAACGGUUUUAUUCAGUAAUGUAACCCUGCUGGUUCAAAGGGGGUGCUUUCCAUUUAGUUCCUCAGAGUGCAUUUUCAUGUCUAUAAAAAACCUAUAGGCUUAUAAAAGCAACUGUAUAGUUAAAUAAGAAACUACGAACUUAAAGAUUGUUUGAAUCAAAUAAUUCUAUGAUUUCAAAGCAUUCUGUUGUGAAACAUGUAUCUCCCAUUUAAGAAUUUAGUGCCUUUUUUGGACAGUAGACUGUUCUGUAAGUAUACUAUAGUAUAUAUAUAUGAACUUUUUGUACAGUUUCUUUGUUUAAAAUGACUUUUUUUAAAACUUGUGUUUAUUUUAGUACUUUAUCUUCUGGAAAAUAAAGGUAUAUUGAA
Carassius gibelio (silver crucian carp) is the source of this 3884-nucleotide messenger RNA. It is a transcript of the gene hmbox1b, whose product is annotated as homeobox containing 1 b. Gene Ontology annotation, molecular function: double-stranded telomeric DNA binding. Bases 170 to 1558 code for a protein of 462 amino acids. NCBI's taxonomy places the organism in Eukaryota, Metazoa, Chordata, Actinopteri, Cypriniformes, Cyprinidae. Gene Ontology annotation, biological process: positive regulation of DNA-templated transcription. The transcript is spliced from 10 exons. Gene Ontology annotation, cellular component: nucleus. The record is from RefSeq and is a predicted model, not a curated record.